This is a messenger RNA of Cottoperca gobio, 5948 nucleotides long. RefSeq names its product glucuronic acid epimerase b (gene glceb). Gene Ontology annotation, cellular component: Golgi apparatus. NCBI's taxonomy places the organism in Eukaryota, Metazoa, Chordata, Actinopteri, Perciformes, Bovichtidae. The coding region runs from base 303 to 2090 and encodes 595 amino acids. Gene Ontology annotation, molecular function: heparosan-N-sulfate-glucuronate 5-epimerase activity. Gene Ontology annotation, biological process: heparan sulfate proteoglycan biosynthetic process. The transcript is spliced from 6 exons. The record is from RefSeq and is a predicted model, not a curated record.
CUUUAGUCAGUCGCUGUUGUGGCUGGGAGGCAGCACAGUCAGCCUCUUCGGUUGAACCUUGAUUCAGCCUGAGGUAACACAGGACUCUUUUAAACUAACCGACCAAACGAAAACAACUACUUCUGGUGUACCCUCAACAAACUCCGGCUCUGUACGACACCUUUAAUCCUGCAGGUGCUGGGGAAACUGCUAUCAGAAAUAACCUGAAGGACGAGCCGUGCAAAGACUCUGAGUUGAAUGUCGACUGGAUGUCAAGCCAGGUGGCCGUUUCUUUGUGAAUGGAUUAGAGGUGAGUUGUGACCAUGCGCUGCCUGGCUGCUCGGGUGAACUACAAGACCCUCAUUGUUAUCUGCGCCCUCUUCACACUCAUCACUGUGUUGCUGUGGAACCGCUGCACCAGUGACGCCUCCCUACGCUUCCUGCCCCGUGCUCCCUUGGUGGCUCCAAGUCCCAAGGUGGGGGAUGCUAGCAUCAGCAGCCAGCAACACCCUCCACAACCUCCAGAGCCCCCGCCUGUUGUCGGUGUUGUCGCAGGGAUCAAGUACGAAGAAAUCGACUGCCUGAUCAAUGAUGAAUCUACAAUCAAAGGCCGGCGAGAGGGCGGAGAGAUGUACCUGCCCUUUAGCUGGAUGGAAAAAUACUUUGAGGUGUACGGCAAAGUGUUGCAGUACGACGGUUACGAUCGAUUUGAGUUCCAGCACAGCUAUUCAAAGGUUUACGCACAGCGUGAGCCCUACCACCCCGAUGGAGUCUUCAUGUCAUUUGAGGGAUACAAUGUGGAGGUCCGCGACCGUGUGAAGUGUAUAAGUGGAGUGGAAGGUGUGCCUCUGUCCACUCAGUGGGGCCCUCAGGGCUACUUCUACGCCAUCCAGAUCGCUCAGUAUGGCUUGAGCCACUACAGCAAGAACCUGACGGAGCGCCCGCCCCACGUGGAGGUCUACGAUACAGCCGAGGACAGAGACAGCCGGGCCAGUUCAGCGCCCUGGAGUGUUCCAAAAGGUUGCGCUCUCAGCCGUGUCUACGACAAGACCCGAGCCACCUCCGUGCGUCAGUUCAGUGCUCCAGAGUCCACAGAAGGCGUGUCUCUCCAGCUCGGGAACUCCAAAGAUUUCAUCCUCAGCUUGGACAUCAAGUUCGUCUCCAACGGCAGCGUGUCCGUGACCCUGGAAACCACGGAGAAGGGCCCGCCGUUCACUAUCCACUACGUGACCAGCACACAGCUCAUCGCCUUCAAAGACCGUGAAAUCACGUAUGGCGUCGGGCCACGAGCCGUCUGGAGCACACUGACGCGAGACCUGCUCACCGACCUCAGGAAGGGCAUCGGGCUAUCCAACACCAAGGCUGUGAAGGCCACAAAGAUCAUGCCCAGACGGGUUGUGCGAUUAGCUAUACACGGGCGUGGCUUUGUUGACAACGUCACUAUCUCCACCACUUCCCACAUGGCCGCCUUCUUUGCCGCCAGCGACUGGCUGAUGCGCAACCAGGACGAACGAGGUGGCUGGCCCAUCAUGGUCACCCGUAAACUGGGUGAAGGCUUCCGGCCUCUGGAGCCUGGCUGGUACUCGGCCAUGGCUCAGGGCCAGGCCAUGUCCACCCUGGUGAGAGCCUACCUCCUCACCAAGGAGCAGGGGUACCUCAACGCUGCCCUCAAGGCAGUAGGACCCUACAAGGUGCCUUCAGCGCAGCACGGGGUCAAAGCUGUGUUCAUGAACAAAUACGACUGGUAUGAAGAAUACCCCACCACACCCAGCUCCUUUGUCCUCAACGGCUUCAUCUACUCCCUGCUGGGACUCUACGACUUGACGGACACAGCCGGAGAGAAGCUUGGCAGGGAGGCAGGGCAGCUGUUCAGCCGCGGCAUGGAGUCGCUGAAGGCCAUGCUGCCGCUCUUUGACACGGGGUCUGGGAGCAUCUACGACCUGCGUCACUUCAUGUUGGCCACAGCACCCAACCUGGCACGCUGGGACUAUCACACCACACACAUUAACCAGCUGCAGCUGCUGGCAUCCAUAGACAACGCUCCCGUCUUUAAGGACGUGGUCAAGCGCUGGAAAAACUACUUAAAAGGACUUCGUGCCAAGCACAACUAGACAAAAACUGUAACCCACAUAUAGUAUACAGCUGAGAUGAGUAGAAUAUACUGAUAGUGAUUGAAUGUGGGGUGUGUGUGUGAGUGUGUGUCCCAGUUUUGGUUGAGGUUCAUGAGCUAAAGGACGAGUUUAUUCAGCUGCAGCUCUGAACACUAAAAGUUUCUUGUGUGCUCUGUUGCAGGUUUUAUAUUUUCUGCAACACGAACUGUAGCUCUCCCCUAAUUAUGCACAGACCUAGUUUCAGAGUGUGUGUGUGUGUGUGUGUGUGUGUGUGUGUGAGUGUGUGUUUAAAGUAACGAUAUAUGACGUUUGAGAAUGAUGAAACUCCUUGAAUUGUUCAGUCUGAACCGACAUCCACUACAAGUUUCUUCUUCUAUUGUAUUUUUUUACCAUUUCUUCCCAGAUUUGGAAAGUUUUUUGAAAAAAAUAAUAAUAAUUAAACGGAAUAUAUUGUAAAUUAUUUGGAAGAGAAUGUUGCCAAAAAAUUCCCCCACUGCAAACUUUUUUUUUUAUCCCAUAAUCCUUAAAAGUUUUAAAUCAAGAAGUAUUCUUUAAGUACACCAUGUUAGGUGAGAAUCAUUAAUUUGACUAUGAUCCCUUUAGAGAAAAGCUUUGUGCUUCCAAACUGUCAGCUCCCAGUUCUUUUCUGAAUCUCUUUCCCCUGAAACUAGUUACAAAUCAUUUCUGGAGCGAUUAUGUUGUUAUGUCUUUAGUUAACUCCUUUUUUAAAAUAUUUUUUUCUUUUUUAAUAUAGAUAUGAAGUCAUGAAGUGUCUGUCAAGCAGCUCGGAGGAAUACACACCUCAAACGACCAUAUUUAAUUUCAGAUGGUUAAACCAGCACCACUACCUUCUUGGUUCUUACCCACAAUUCCACUUUGUUUAGCUGAACUGUUGUGUAGCCGCAUCUGGUCCGAGUUAACUACGUGACUGCAUCCUUAGUGACUGUUGUGUUUCAGGGGACACGCUGCCACAACAUGUUCCUGUUACAUUCCCUCUGAUGGUUAAUAAUGUAUCCUAAUUAGUCGUCGGUGCUGAAGCCGCUGUAACGCUGUUACCUUCAUGUAAUGUUAACGGAUGACAAACUGUGUGCUGCGCUGUAACCGAACCCCUCUGAAGUCCCUCAGUUGGUAACAAAAAAGUAAAUGAUUCAUGUUCCACUGCAGAACACGGCCACAAAUAGUUAGUUCUGCGUCACUUAGAGUUCAAGAGUCCUUCCGUUCGUCUCAUUUGCACAGUUUUGGGUAAAAGCUAGAAAACAGUUGGGAUUCAGAUUGAGUCAGUCAGCCAGAUAUAUUCAACUUCGUCAUGGGUGUGUUGUCUUGAAGAGGACACGGGUCAUUCCCAGUGUGAAGACGAUGCUACAAAUGAGCCGUCUCUGAUAAUAAUAUCAAUAACUGCUUCACAUCUUCGCGGGUAUUUUUAACUACGACAGUAAUGACUAAAUAUUGGCGUACUCUCUGGCACAUCUUUGGUUAAUGUACCUGAGAAGAGUGAUACAAACAGAAAGGUCCUCUUACUCGUCAUACAGAUCAGUCUAAAUAUAUGCCUCACUGCAUCUCCCUUCACCUCAUAAGAAACAUAUACACAGGACAUACUUUAAACUCUUGUGCUUCCAUUACAUGCCGAUCUUCAGCUUCAGAUGAAUCCCUUGACCUGUCAUUGUUAAACAAGAGAAUCUUUGUAUCCUUUUAUUUGUUGUUUGAACAUCCGCAGCAUUAGUUGCAUUUUCAUUCAUGCUCAUGCCCCACGUUUCACCUUCUUUGGAAAGCUCUUCUAUAACUCAUACUUCCAGAUGAUAAUUGCAGGAAACAAGUGUAGGUGGUGGUAGAUGCAUGUGUUGUGUAUUCGGGUAGAAAGACACGUGGGCAGCGGAGGCGCAGCUGUCUCACUAACACGUUAGUUUAUUAGAACGUUUAAAUACACAAUGCCAGGAGUACUGAGAUUCGAGGUCAGUUCUUGACAAGCAUAAAGAGGCUCUCAGUCCCAGCAGGCUCUCAUUGCUCCUCACUGCUGUUGUGGGUGCAUGAACUCAGCGUUUUUAAUCUGAGAGCUGACCUGUUGACCGUCUGCGAAGGAGAAAGAAAGCUCGCCAAGACACUAACAAUUCACCCGGCUAAUAGGCUGGAGAGGCUGCACACACAGUGCAGUCGCUAGUCGGGGAUGAGUCAGCACUCGCAAGCAAAACAAAGUGGAGCCCUCAGCAUCAAUAAGGCUUUCAUCCAUCUACCUUAAAGAUUAUUAAUGGAGGGGAAUCGGGCCGCUUUGUUCUUCUGAAAUUGUUGAUUGUGAAUUUUCCUUUGGUAAUUUUCAUGUAAACUUUGAGAUGAAAACAGUUUCCCUGCUUUGAGGUUGUUUAAGUGUGAGCUAAUAAGAUUAAAUCAAAGAAGCCUUGAUUCAUUGUUCCAUGUAACGUUGGAUAGAAAACAAGUCAUGCUUUGGUUCAAACUCGUUAUUAAUUCAUCCGGGUACAUCUUCCUCACCGCAGCUUCAUCACUGACUCAACUUCUUGGAUUAUGUAUUUACGACGGAGUAUUAGCGCCACUUGUAGGAAGGAAAAUUAAUAUUUCAAGAAUAAAGUCAUAAUAUUAUUAAAUGAGGAACAAUAUUAAGAAGAAAACAAGUCUUUUAAACUGUUUAAUAUAGAAGUGCAUAUAUACGGUAGUGUUCAGAUACUACUAGUUCAGGAAAAGCUUAAACGUGCACGUUAUCCAAUCUACUCAGUUUAAUCAUAAUAUUCAGCAUUUUGUUCUCAAAGUGACCAGUUUUCAUGUAAUGCUGUGACUUUAUUCUGAUAAUGACUUUUUCCUCCAAAUGAAAGGUUUUUCUCAUGACUUUUUUUUCAAAUAAUUUUGACUUUAUUCCCAUUUUGUAGAGGUUUGUACUGUAGAUGGAAGGAAUUAUAUUGAUGAUCUGUUUUUAAAGUAUCCCAGAGAAGAGGUAUGAUUGCAAGUUUUGAUAAUCCCAGUUUUCUUUGUACGGUUGCUUUUUUUUUCUUCUGGUAAUUUCUUCCCAUGAACACUUCCACAGGACUGGAAGUUUUGUGUGUGUGAAUCUUUAUUUUUGUUUAUACCAAAGUCGUGGAUUGGAGUAUAUUUGAAUUUGUCUAUUUUUGUGCAAACCGGUUUCCAUUCAGCAUUUAAUGAUGUUACUUCUCCUUGGAGAAGUCACAGAUUGACACUGCCUUUUGAGAAAUGUCAAAUGUAGGUUGAAUAGGUGAGAGCAAAAAUAAGACGUGUAAAAUGUGCUUAUCGUAAAGGGGAUGUGUGCAAAUAGAUAUUAGCAUUUAGUCAGCUAUUGUUUUAGAGGGAAAUGAGACAGUUGCUACAAAUUCUCUUUUGAAAGUGUUUCUUUUUGUGUUGGAGUGUGAGUUUGCAUUCAUCAGUUGUUGGAAUAAUUUGCAGAGGAGUAAGAUGUUUUGCUAGAUAGAAAAUAAGCACAACUGCCGUUUAUUGUCACAUUUUUGCUUGCAUUUCUUUUGGAUAUCUUUGUUUUCUUUUUUAGGACAAUGUGCAACGCCUUCAUUAAGAAAGCUGCUAUUAUUGUUCACUGUUUAACAGGUAUGAGAGCUUCUUCUACUUUGUUUUAGUGGUUAGGAUUGCUGUCUUUCCACAAUCUGUUAAAGACUUCAACAAAUGACCACUGAGGUGAUGAUUUAUGCAAUAAAAAUGUUUACUGGGGUCGUGAACACCACAGGAGACCCAGAGCAGAGAUGUACAGACUUUACAAUUCAAGCACAAUGUGCAAAUGCUACCAUUUUUUAGUCUAAGCAGGAGAGUUGUUUAUAUACAGAGUAAAUCUUUGUGCUUUAAAAAUGUGCUUUUUGAAAGUGUAAGAAAUAAAAGCAUUUUUCUGAUAAA